Exophiala aquamarina CBS 119918 is the source of this 897-nucleotide messenger RNA. RefSeq names its product endo-1,3(4)-beta-glucanase. NCBI's taxonomy places the organism in Eukaryota, Fungi, Ascomycota, Eurotiomycetes, Chaetothyriales, Herpotrichiellaceae. Gene Ontology annotation, biological process: glucan catabolic process. Bases 1 to 897 code for a protein of 298 amino acids. Gene Ontology annotation, molecular function: hydrolase activity, hydrolyzing O-glycosyl compounds. The record is from RefSeq and is a predicted model, not a curated record. The transcript has 2 exons.
AUGCUGAACCGUCUAUCCUUUCUGCUGCUGGUCAGCACGUUCGUUUGUUACUCCUCAGCAACCUACCGGCUAGUUCAGGACUACUCUGGUGACGCGUUUUGGGAAGGGUUUGACUUUUUCACCGACCGCGAUCCCACUGACGGCCUUGUCCAGUAUCAGUCCCUCGAGUCUGCCAAUGCCACAGGCCUUGCAGGCUUCAUCGACGGAGACAACUCGACAUAUGCCAUCUUCAUGGGCGUGGAUACUCAAGAGGUGGCCCCUGAGGGACGAGCCAGCGUCAGAGUCUCCUCGACGCGGACAUUUCAACACGCCCUCGUCAUUGCAGAUAUUGUCCACAUGCCAGGUGGCGUCUGUGGCACUUGGCCUGCAUUUUGGAUGUUGGGAGCAGAUUGGCCAAACAAUGGAGAGAUUGACAUUGUUGAAGGUGUCAACGACCAAUCGGCAAACAGUAUGACCCUUCAUACCGCUGCCGGGCCCAUCAUCAACAAUGCACCAGACUUCUCUGGCAAAUUGGUGACCCCGGACUGCGACGUCAAUGCUGUGAACCAACCAAAGAAUGCGGGAUGCUCAAUUGGGGACACCUCGAACUUGACCUUCGGCUCUGACUUCAACAAUGCAGGAGGUGGUGUAUUUGCAACAGAAUGGACCUCAGAAUUCAUUAAGAUCUGGUUCUUUCAACGAGGUACCUUUCCCAACGACAUUGUCAGCAAUGCUCCCGACCCGGCCAGCAACUGGGGCACCCCGAACUCGGUUUUUCAAGGUCAAUUCAAUAUCGAUGACCAUUUCAAGGAUUUACAACUUGUUUUCGAUACCACAUUCUGCGGACAGCUGUGCGAAUUAGUGGGCAGGGGAAGUGUGGAACUCGUCAAGUUGCGCAUCACUUGCUCCAACCUGUGA